Messenger RNA from Homalodisca vitripennis (glassy-winged sharpshooter), 702 nucleotides. RefSeq lists its product as uncharacterized. The transcript is spliced from 5 exons. The record is from RefSeq and is a predicted model, not a curated record. Bases 1 to 702 code for a protein of 233 amino acids. NCBI's taxonomy places the organism in Eukaryota, Metazoa, Arthropoda, Insecta, Hemiptera, Cicadellidae.
AUGGACAGCACCAACCACUCAGAGGCUUGGAAUAAUAUUUAUUUGAUCCUGGCAGCAGUUAAAUGCUUUCUCAUACAGACGAUGGCAUGUAGUUACUACUGCUAUCGUCGACAUUUGGAGAGAAUCUCAGCUCUCCUACCUCAUAUUCGGCUCAUCUCUGAUCUUACCCGAUUUGAUCCUUUCAUGAUUGAGUCCGAGGCCACAGUGAUGAACGAACUAGAAACUGUCAUUCAAGUUCCACGUGUCUCUGAAAUAGGGGCUGUUGGUUACAAGUACUCCAAGUUCUUCCGGCGUCUCACCAGAGGCUUUGGAGGUCACUUACUGGCAUUGUUUUAUAUCGUUAAUUUCUUUACAUAUAUAAAACCUUGGAAUAGUAUUUAUUUGAUCCUGGCAGCAGUUAAAUGCUUUCUCAUACAGACGAUGGCAUGUAGUUACUACUGCUAUCGUCGACAUUUGGAGAGAAUCUCAGCUCUCCUACCUCAUAUUCGGCUCAUCUCUGAUCUUACCCGAUUUGAUCCUUUCAUGAUUGAGUCCGAGGCCACAGUGAUGAACGAACUAGAAACUGUCAUUCAAGUUCCACGUGUCUCUGAAAUAGGGGCUGUUGGUUACAAGUACUCCAAGUUCUUCCGGCGUCUCACCAGAGGCUUUGGAGGUCACUUACUGGCAUUGUUUUAUAUCGUUAAUUUCUUUACAUAUAUAUAA